Messenger RNA from Lineus longissimus, 21809 nucleotides. Its product is annotated as neuroblast differentiation-associated protein AHNAK-like. Gene Ontology annotation, molecular function: protein binding. The record is from RefSeq and is a predicted model, not a curated record. Bases 1 to 19032 code for a protein of 6343 amino acids. Gene Ontology annotation, cellular component: nucleus; cytoplasm. NCBI's taxonomy places the organism in Eukaryota, Metazoa, Nemertea, Pilidiophora, Heteronemertea, Lineidae. The transcript has 6 exons. Gene Ontology annotation, biological process: regulation of RNA splicing.
AUGGAUAAAUUGAACAUUGGCAUGGACGAAGGAGUCAAACUAGAAGCCAAUGUAGGCUUAGAGAACAACGCCUACUCAGAGGACACAAGUGCAAAAAUUGGCAUUAGAGGAGAAGUAGAAAAUGGCACAGCAGCACAAAUUGGAAGCAGAGGGACAGUCUCGGGGACUGAUCUACUUCAGGGUGCAGGCUCAGCAAACCUUGGAGUCGGGGGCUCAGCUAGUGACUCUUUCGGACUAUUGGACCCCCCAACCGUUUCCGUCCCUCUGCAAGGAGCGGGCAGCGCAGGACUCGGCUUCGGUAUCUGCGGCAAUGAGAACGAUGGCAUUUUUGUCAACAACGUAGACAGCAGUGGCCCAGCACAUGACUGUGGACAGAUUAAACCUGAUGACAGAAUACUUUCUGUGACAGUUUCAACAAAGAACAUCCCGUUAGAAGAUGCCUUGACGAUCCUUGGGCACGCGGCGCCAUACCCAAUCGUUCUUCAAGUAGAGAAAGCAACGCCAGCCUCACAACUGAAUUUGACCCCCAUAAAAGCAGGAGUGGGUGCAGGCUCUACGAUAAAACAUCCAUCAUUCGAAUCUCCAUCUUUGGAUGGCCCUACCGCAGGCAUGGACUUAAAACUCAGACCCCCGAGUUUAGGCGGCAAGUUACAUGGUGAUAUUGACACUCCUAAAGGAGGACUAGGAUUAAAUGGUGAUAUGAACUCUGGCAUUGAUGGUGAUCUUGAUGAACCUGAAAUUGGUGCAGUAGAAGCCCCAGCUGUUGAGUCUGGCAUUGGCGGGGGACUUGAUUUAAAUCUAGGAUUAGAUCUUGGUGGUGUUGGUGAUGCGCUUGGAUUAAAUGGUAAAGCAGACACAGAUUUAAAUGUAGAUGUUGAUGUUGGUGAUGUUGAUAUGAACGUGAAUGGCCCAGAUGUAGACUUGGACGGCAAAGGAGGUAUUGGAGGUGGCCUCGGUUUCGGUGGAAAGGUAUCUCCUCCAGAUGUAGACUUGGAUGGCAAAGGUGGUAUUGGAGGUGGCCUCGGUUUCGGUGGAAAGACAUCCACUCCAGAUGUUGACUUUGGUGGCAAAGCAGGACUAGGUGGUGGACUUGGGUUUGGUGGAAAUGUGUCUGGUCCAGAUGUAGAUGCUGGUUUGGAUGUGAAAGGUGGAUUAGGUGGUGACAUUGGUGUAGGUGGCGACAUCUCCUCUCCUGAUGUGGAUCUCAAGGGCGGAAUAGAUGUAGAUACCCCUGAUGUGGAAUUAAGAGCAAAAGGUCCAAAAGCAAAAGGAGGAAUGAAAAUCCCCAAAUUUGGAAAGAAAUCGCCAAAGGCUGAUGGAAAAGUGAAAGGACGUCCUAACACAUUCACUGCUGGUGCUGAUAUCGAUGGUGGUGCUUCUCCUCCAUCUGGAAGUCUCUCUGCGGCCUAUGAUGAUAGUCUGCCCAGUCUGAAAAGUGAUGGCUCACACGAUCAUCCCAAGCACAAAGGUAAGGGUGGUUUCAACUUCAACUUCAAACUGCCCAAAUUCCCUAGUUUCGGUGGGAAGCAUAAGCAUCAUCAUGAUCAUGAUGAUGAUGAUGCUGAUGUUGACCUGCGUGGCACAUGGCCUGGCAAAAAGAAGAAAGGAAAAGGAAAAAUCAAAUCGCCUACAGGAACACUUGGCUUUGGCGUGAGCGGUCCAGAUGCUAAUCUGGAUGGUGAUGUCCAAGUGGGUGGCAAGAUCGAUACUCCUGAUGUUGAUGUAGAUGCCAAAGCUGAACUCCCAGAUGCAGAUGCAAAUAUCGGUGGUGGUCUUGGAUUUGGUGGCAAGCUUGACACCCCUGAUGUUGAUGUAGAUGCCAAGGCUGAAUUGCCUGAUGCAGAUGUGAAGAUUGGAGGUGGCUUUGGAGGUGGUUUUGGUCUUGGUGGGAAGAUUGACACUCCAGAUGUUGAUGUAGAUGCCAAUGCUAAGCUACCUGAUGCAGAUGCAAAUAUCGGUGGUGGUCUUGGAUUUGGUGGCAAAGUUGAUUCUCCUGAUGUUGAUGUAGAUGCCAAGGCUGAAUUGCCUGAUGCAGAUGUGAAGAUUGGAGGUGGCUUUGGAGGUGGUUUUGGUCUUGGUGGGAAGAUUGACACUCCAGAUGUUGAUGUAGAUGCCAAUGCUAAGCUACCUGAUGCAGAUGCAAAUAUCGGUGGUGGUCUUGGAUUUGGUGGCAAGCUUGACACCCCUGAUGUUGAUGUAGAUGCCAAGGCUGAAUUGCCUGAUGCAGAUGUGAAGAUUGGAGGUGGCUUAGGAGGCGACCUUGGAUUUGGUGGCAAGGUUGACACUCCUGAUGUUGAUAUAGAUGUUGAUGCUAAACUCCCAGAUGCUGAUGUGAAUAUCGGUGGCGGCUUAGGUAGUUUCGGUUUCGGAGGCAAGGCUGAUGUUCCAGAUGUUGAUGGUGAGAUCAAGGUUGAUGCUCCAGAAAUAGAUGUAAAUACUCCAAAGGGCAGUUUCGAGUUUGGAGGAGGAGUUGAUGUUGAUGGGCCAAGUCUAGGUGGGAAAGCAGACUUACCAGAUGCUAAUGUAAAAGGAGACAUCAAUUUCGGAGGCGGGAUUGGAUUGAAGGGUGACACUGAUGUUGAUGUGAAGGCACCUAAGAUCGGCUUUGGGCUCAAGGGCAAGGGUGAUCACUCACAUUCAGAUAGCGACUCUGAUGAUGACCAUGACCACAAGGGCAAAGGCAAAGGAGGUUUCAAUAUCAAUAUGCCUCACCUCAAUAUGCCUCAUUUCAAAAAGCCACAUUUCGGAUUUGGUGGAAAGGGCAAGGGCAAACAUGGUGUAGAUGCUGAUGUUUCCCUUGGUGGAGGAGCAGACCUUCCAGAUGUUGAUGCUGAUGUUCCAGAUGUGGAUGUACAUGCCUCACCAGAUGCUGAUAUCAGUAUUGGUGGAGGAAUAGGUGGAGGAGGCAAUGCUGAUGCUGACCUGCCUAAAGGCGAUGUUGACCUCAAGAUUGGUGGAGAAGUUGAUACUCCUGAUGUUAAAUUAGGAGGCAAAGUCAAAGGAAAAGGUGGAUUAGGAAAGAGAUUCAGCUUUGGUAAGAAGGACAAGAAGAAGAAAGAUAGGUCAAAGAAGCAAGAUGAUGACAGUGACUCGGAUGAUGGCCACAAAAAGGGCAAAGGUGGUUUCAGUUUUGGCUUGAAAAAGCCCAAAUUUGGAUUUAGUUUUGGUGGCAGAGGUGACGGAGAUGGUGAUGUGAAGAUCAAAGCUGAUGCUCCAGAUGUUGACCUCAAUGCAGGAGUUGAUGGUGAUGCCAAGAUUGGAGGUGGCUUUGGUAUAGGAGGAGGAAUUGAUGGUGGUCUCCCUGAUGCUGAUGGCAAAGUUGGGCUUUCUGUGGAUGGCGGGUUGCCUGAUGUUGAUGGUGAUGCUAAGAUAGGAGGUGGCCUUGGAUUCGGUGGAAAGGUUGAUACUCCAGAUGUUGAUGUAGAUGCCAAGGCUAAACUUCCCGAUGCUGAUGUCAAUAUUGGAGGUGGCGUUGGAUUCGGUGGCAAAGUUGACACUCCAGAUCUUGACGGCAAGGCUGAACUCCCAGGCGCUGAUGUGAAUAUUGGAGGCGGUAUUGGAGGUGAUAUGCCAGAUGUAAAAGUAGAUGGAGGUAUUGAUGCAGACAUUGAUGCCGAUGUGAACCUUAAAGGACCAAAGAUUGGUUUUGGUUUUGGCAGGCGUGGCUCCAAAUCUAGCAGCUCCAGUGAUGAUGACGAUGAUGAUAAGAAGAAAGCUAAAGGUGGAUUCGGUUUUGGUUUGCCAAGCUUGAAGUUUGGGGCAGGAGGUGAUGGAAAGGCUGACCUUGGUGGAGAUGUCAGUAUUGAUGGAAAGGCGAACUUACCUGAUGUAGAUGGUGAUAUCAAGAUCAAUGGCAAUGCUCCAGAUAUUGAUUUGAAUGCUGGUGCAGGAGGUGAUAUCAAUAUUGGUAGUGGUCUUCCAGAUGCAGAUGUCAAGAUUGGUGGUGGUGUUGACACGGAUCUUGGUCUGAAAGGUGAUGCUGACCUAGAAGGACCAAAGAUAGGAUUUGGGCUUAAAGGCAAGGGUGACCACUCACAUUCAGAUAGUGACUCUGAUGAUGACCAUGACCACAAGGCCAAAGGCAAGGGAGGUUUCAAUAUCAAUAUGCCUCACCUCAAUAUGCCUCAUUUCAAAAAGCCACAUUUCGGAUUUGGUGGAAAGGGCAAGGGCAAACAUGGUGAUGCUGAUGUUUCCCUUGGUGGAGGAGCAGACCUUCCAGAUGUUGAUGCUGAUGUUAAGAUCAAGGCUGAUAUUCCAGAUGUUGAUGUGCAUGCCUCACCAAAUGCUGAUAUAAGCAUUGGAGGAGGAAUAGGUGGAGGUGUCAACACUGAUGCCGACCUGCCGAAAGGUGAUGUUGACCUCAAGAUCGGUGGAGAAGUUGAUACUCCUGAUGUUAAAUUGGGAGGCAAAGUCAAAGGAAAAGGUGGAUUAGGAAAGAGAUUCAGCUUUGGUAAGAAGGACAAGAAGAAGAAAGAUAGGUCAAAGAAGCAUGAUGAUGACAGUGACUCUGAUGAUGGCCACAAAAAGGGCAAAGGUGGUUUUAGUUUUGGCUUGAAAAAGCCCAAAUUUGGAUUUGGAUUUGGUGGCAGAGGUGGCGGAGAUGGUGAUGUGAAGAUCAAGGCUGAUGCUCCAGAUGUUGACCUCAAUGCAGGAGUAGAUGGUGAUGCCAAGAUUGGUGGUGGCUUCGGUAUAGGAGGAGGAAUUGGUGGUGGUCUCCCUGAGGCUGAUGGCAAAGUUGGGCUAUCUGUUGAAGGUGGACUUCCAGAUGUUAAUGGUGAUGUAGAGAUCAAGGCGGAUGCCCCAGAAAUAGAUGUCAAUGCUGCACCUGGUGGAGGUAUCAGUUUUGGGGCAGGAAUGCCAGAUGCUGAUGUGAAGCUCGGUGGAGGUGUUGAUGCUGAUCUACCAGAUGUCAAUGUGAAAGGAGAUGCUGACCUUGAUACUGAUCUUGACCUGAAGGGCGGUGCUGGUUUGAAAGGACCAAAGUUUGGUUUGGGACUUAAAGGCAGGAAGGGUUCUGAUUCCGAUAGCGACUCUGAUGAUGACCAUCACCACAAGCACAAGGGCAAAGGUGGCUUUAACAUCAAUAUCCCGAACUUUAAACUACCAUCAUUUGGUGGAAAGGGCAAGGGUAAACACGGUGCAGGUGCUGACCUUUCUCUUGAUGGUCCAGAUGUUGAUGUGAAUGCCAAGGGUGAGCUGCCAGAUGCUGAUGUCAGUCUUGGAGGAGGUAUUGGUGGCGAUGCCAACAUUGGAGGUGGCAUCGAUAUUGAUGGAAGUCUACCAGAUGCAGAUGUCAAAGUCGGUAUUGAUGGAGAUCUACCAGAUGUCAGUGUAAAGGGAGAUGGAGACCCUGAUGCUGAUCUUGACCUGAAGGGCGGUGCUGGUUUGAAAGGACCAAAGUUUGGAUUGGGACUUAAAGGCAGGAAGGGUUCUGAUUCCGACAGCGACUCGGAUGAUGACCAUCACCACAAACACAAGGGCAAAGGUGGCUUUAACAUCAAUAUGCCGAACUUCAAACUGCCUUCAUUUGGUGGAAAGGGCAAGGGUAAACACGGUGCAGGUGCUGACCUUUCACUUGAUGGCCCAGAUGUUGAUGUGAAUGCCAAGGGUGAGCUGCCAGAUGCUGAUGUCAGUCUUGGAGGAGGUAUUGGUGGCGAUGCCAAGAUUGGAGGUGGUGUCGAUAUUGAUGGAAGUCUACCAGAUACAGAGGUCAAAGUUGGUGCAGGUGCUAAUAUUCCUGAUAUUGAGGGUGAUGCUGGUGUUGAUGCUAGUGCCAAGCUGAAGGGACCUAAAGUUGGUUUUGGCAUGAAGGGAAGAAAAGGCUCCGACUCUGAUAGUGACUCUGAUGAUGACCAUCAUCACAAGGGAAAAGGAGGCUUUAACAUAAACAUGCCUCAUCUCCAUAUGCCUCAUAUAAAGAUGCCGUCAUUUGGUGGAAAGGGCAAGGGUAAACACGGUGCAGGUGCUGACCUUUCACUCGAUGGCCCAGAUGUUGAUGUGAAUGCCAAGGGUGAGCUGCCAGAUGCUGAUGUCAGUCUUGGAGGAGGUAUUGGUGGCGAUGCCAAGAUUGGAGGUGGCGUUGAUAUUGAUGGAAGUCUACCAGAUACAGAUGUCAAAGUCGGUAUUGAUGGAGAUCUACCAGAUGUUGAUGUCAAGGGCGGUGCUGAUGUUGAUGGUGAUAUUGACCUGAAGGGUGGUGCUGAUUUGAAAGGACCAAAGUUUGGUUUGGGACUUAAAGGCCGUCGAGGUUCUCAUUCAGAUAGCGAUUCCGAUGAUGACCAUCACCACAAGCACAAGGGCAAAGGUGGCUUCAACAUCAAUAUGCCUAACUUCAAACUGCCAUCAUUUGGUGGAAAGGGCAAGGGUAAACACGGUGCAGGUGCUGACCUUUCACUUGAUGGCCCAGAGGUUGAUGUGAAUGCCAAGGGUGAGCUGCCAGAUGCUGAUGUCAGUCUUGGAGGAGGUAUUGAUGUUGAUGCUGAUGUUAAGAUCCAAGCUGAUGCUCCAGAUGUUGAAGUGAAUGCCUCACCAGAUGCAGAUAUAAGUAUUGGAGGAGGAAUAGGCGGAGGAGUCAACGCUGAUGCCGACCUGCCUAAAGGCGAUGUUGACCUCAAGAUUGGUGGAGAAGUUGAUACUCCUGAUGUUAAAUUAGGAGGCAAAGUCAAAGGAAAAGGUGGAUUAGGAAAGAGAUUCAGCUUUGGUAAGAAGGACAAGAAGAAGAAAGAUAGGUCAAAGAAGCAUGAUGAUGACAGUGACUCUGAUGAUGGCCACAAAAAGGGCAAAGGUGGUUUCAGUUUUGGCUUGAAAAAGCCCAAAUUUGGAUUUGGAUUUGGUGGCAGAGGUGGCGGAGAUGGUGAUGUGAAGAUCAAGGCUGAUGCUCCAGAUGUUGACCUCAAUGCAGGAGUUGAUGGUGAUGCCAAGAUUGGAGGUGGCUUUGGAAUAGGAGGAGGAAUUGGUGGUGGUCUCCCUGACGCUGAUGGCAAAGUUGGGCUAUCUGUUGGAGGUGGACUACCAGAUGUUGAUGGUGAUGUGGAGGUGAAGGCUGAUGCCCCAGAAAUAGAUGUCAAUGCUGCACCUGGUGGAGGUAUCAGUUUUGGGGCAGGAAUGCCAGAUGCUGAUGUGAAGCUCGGUGGAGGUGUUGAUGCUGAUCUACCAGAUGUCAAUGUGAAAGGAGAUGCAGACCUUGAUGCUGAUGUUAAUCUGAAAGGGCCAAAGAUUGGUUUUGGCCUCAAAGGUAGAAAGGGUUCUCAUUCAGAUAGUGACUCUGAUGAUGACCAUGACCACAAGGCCAAAGGCAAAGGAGGUUUCAAUAUUAAUAUGCCUCACCUCAAUAUGCCUCAUUUCAAAAAGCCACAUUUCGGAUUUGGUGGAAAGGGGAAGGGCAAACCUGGUGUAGAUGCUGAUGUUUCCCUUGAUGGAGGAGCCGACCUUAGAGAUGUUGAUGCUGAUGUUAAGAUCAAGGCUGAUGUUCCAGAUGUGGAAGUACAUGCCUCACCAGAUGCUGAUAUCAAUCUCGGAGGAGGAAUAGGUGGAGGCUUAGAUGCUAAUAUUGACAUGCCUAAAGGAGAUCUAAAGGCUGAUGUUGGUUCACCUGAUGCAGACCUCAGCAUUGGUGGUAAGCUAGGCAAACCAAAGGUUGGAGGCAAAGCUAAAGGCAGGUUUAGCUUUGGCCAAAAAGACAAGAAAAAGAAGCCAAGAAAAUCAUCUGGAGACCACAGCGAUAGUGACUCUGACGAUGAGGGUCAUAAGAGAGGAAGUUUGGGCUUUAAAAUGCCUAGUUUUGGGUUUGGUGGCAAAGGUCAUGGCCGUGGUGAUGGAAAGGUGUCCCUGAAUGCUCCAGAUGUUGAUGACAAUGUAAAAAUCAAGGCAGAUGCUCCAGAUGUAGAUCUCAACGCAGGAGUUGAUGGUGACGCCAAGAUUGGAGGUGGCUUUGGUAUAGGAGGAGGAAUUGGUGGUGGUCUUCCUGACGCGGAUGGCAAAGUUGGACUAUCUGUUGAUGCCGGAUUGCCCGAUAUUGACGCCAAGGUUGAUGGUAAUCUACCAGAUGUUGAUGUAAAUGGAGACGCAGGACUUGAUGCUGAUGCCAAGCUGAAGGGACCUAAAGUUGGUUUUGGCAUGAAGGGAAGAAAAGGCUCCGACUCUGAUAGUGACUCUGAUGAUGACCAUCAUCACAAGGGAAAAGGAGGCUUUAACAUAAACAUGCCUCAUCUCCAUAUGCCUCAUAUAAAGAUGCCGUCAUUUGGUGGAAAGGGCAAGGGUAAACAUGGUGCAGGUGCUGACCUUUCACUUGAUGGCCCAGAUGUUGAUGUGAAUGCCAAGGGUGAGCUGCCAGAUGCUGAUGUCAGUCUUGGAGGAGGUAUUGGUGGCGAUGCCAAGAUUGGAGGUGGCGUUGAUAUUGAUGGAAGUCUACCAGAUGCAGAUGUCAAAGUCGGUAUUGAUGGAGAUCUACCAGAUGUCAGCGUAAAGGGAGAUGGAGACCUUGAUGCUGAUCUUGACCUGAAGGGUGGUGCUGGUUUGAAAGGACCAAAGUUUGGUUUGGGACUUAAAGGCCGUCGAGGUUCUCAUUCAGAUAGCGACUCGGAUGAUGACCAUCACCACAAGCACAAGGGCAAAGGUGGCUUCAACAUCAAUAUGCCUAACUUCAAACUGCCUUCAUUUGGUGGAAAGGGCAAGGGUAAACAUGGUGCAGGUGCUGACCUUUCACUUGAUGGCCCAGAUGUUGAUGUGAAUGCCAAGGGUGAGCUGCCAGAUGCUGAUGUCAGUCUUGGAGGAGGUAUUGGUGGUGAUGCCAACAGUGGAGGUGGCAUCGAUAUGGGUGGAAGUCUACCAGAUGCAGAUGUCAAAGUCGGUAUUGAUGGAGAUCUACCAGAUGUUGAUGUCAAGGGCGGUGCUGAUGUUGAUGGUGAUAUUGACCUGAAGGGUCCGAAAAUUGGCUUUGGCCUGAAGGGGAGAAAAGGCUCCCACUCUGAAAGUGACUCCGAUGAUGACCAUCACCACAAGGGAAAAGGAGGCUUCAAUAUAAAUUUGCCUAAGUUUAACCUGCCUAAGUUUAAAGGCAGAGGGCAUGGAGGAGUUGAAAUUGGAGCUGAUGGAGAAAUUGGUGGCAAAGUCGACGUGCCAGAUGUUGAUGGUGAUGUGGAAAUCAAGGCUGAUGCCCCGGAAAUUGAUGUCAAUGCAGCACCUGGAGGUGAUAUCAGUAUCGGCGGUGGCCUCAGUGGUAAGCUGCCAGAUGCAGAUAUCGAAAUUGGUGGUGGAGUUGAUGCGGAUCUACCAGAUGUCAGUGCAAAGGGUGGUGUAGAUGCUGAUCUUGAUUUGAAGGCUGAUGCAGACCUCAAGUCGCCGAAAGGAAAAGGAGGAUUUGAUUUCAAAAUGCCCCAUUUCAAAAUGCCCAAUUUCGGAUUUGGAGGAAAGGGCAAGGGCAAACAUGGUGUAGAUGCUGAUGUUUCCCUUGGUGGAGGAGCAGACCUUCCAGAUGUUGAUGCUGAUGUUAAGAUCAAGGCUGAUAUUCCAGAUGUUGAAGUGAAUGCCUCACCAGAUGCUGACAUAAGUAUUGGAGGAGGAAUAGGUGGAGAGGUUGAUGCUGAUGCCGACCUGCCUAAAGGCGAUGUUGACCUCAAGAUUGGUGGCGAAGUUGAUACUCCUGAUGUUAAAUUAGGAGGCAAAGUCAAAGGAAAAGGUGGAUUAGGAAAGAGAUUCAGCUUUGGUAAGAAGGACAAGAAGAAGAAAGAUAGGUCAAAGAAGCAAGAUGAUGACAGUGACUCAGAUGAUGGCCACAAAAAGGGCAAAGGUGGUUUUAGUUUUGGAUUGAAAAAGCCCAAAUUUGGAUUUAGUUUUGGUGGCAGAGGUGGUGGAGAUGGUGAUGUGAAGAUCAAGGCUGAUGCUCCAGAUGUUGACCUUGAUGCAGGAGUUGAUGGUGAUGCCAAGAUUGGAGGUGGUUUUGGUAUAGGAGGAGGAAUUGGUGGUGGUCUCCCUGAUGCUGAUGGCAAAGUUGGGCUUUCUGUUGAAGGUGGACUUCCAGAUGUUGAUGGUGAUGUAGAGAUCAAGGCUGAUGCCCCAGAAAUAGAUGUCAAUGCUGCACCUGGUGGAGGUAUCAGUUUUGGAGGUGGAAUUGGUUGUGGUCUCCCUCAUGUUGAUGGUAAAGCUGGACUAUCUCUUGAUGGUGACCUUCCAGAUGUCGAUGUGAAAGGAAUGGAUGCUGACUUUGGUGUUAAAGGUGAUGCUGACAUAAGUGGUCCAAAGAUUGGUUUUGGUUUUGGAAGGAGAGGUUCUGUCUCAUCUGCAUCUAGCUCCUGCUCUGAUGAGGACAAGACAAAGGGUGGUUUCCAUCUGCCGAGCCUGAAAUUUGGGGCAGGAGGUGACGGAAAGGGCGAUCUCGGAGAAAGAGGAGGCUUGUCUCUUAAUGGUCCAGAACUUUGUGUUGAUGGUGAGUUGGAUGUCAAGGCUGAUGCCCCAGCUGUACCAGGAGGCGAUGUCAGUAUCGGAGGUGGUAUUGGAGGAGGUUUGCCUGAUGGCGAUGUCAAGAUCGGUGGUAGCAUCGAUGGUGAUCUGCCAGAUGUGAAAGGCAAUGCAGGAAUUGAUGCAGAUGUCGACCUUAAAGGACCAAAGAUUAGUUUUGGUUUUGGCAGGCGUGGCUCCAAAUCUGGCAGCUCCAGUGAUGACGAUGAUGAUAAGAAGAAAGCUAAAGGUGGAUUUGGUUUUGGUUUGCCAAGCUUGAAAUUUGGCGACAAAGGUGAUGGAAAGGGAGAUCUUGGUGUAGGUGGAGAUGUUUCUCUGAAUGGUCCGAGUGUGGAUACUGAUGUAGAGAUCAAGGCUGAUGCACCAGAUAUUGAUUUGAACACAGCUCCAGGAGGUAUCAAUAUUGGUGGGGGUAUUGGGGGAGGUCUGCCAGAUGUAGAUGUUAAGCUUGGUGGAGGUGUUGAUGCAGAUCUUCCCGAUGUCAAGGUUGGAGGAAGUGUCGAUGCAGAUCUACCAGAUGUCAAAGUUGGAGGAGGUGUUGAUGCAGAUCUUCCAGAUGUUGGAUUGAAAGGUGAUGCUGACCUAAAAGGACCUAAGAUAGGUUUUGGGCUGAAAGGCAGAAAAGGCUCGCAUUCUGGCAGUGACUCUGACGAUGAUGACCACAAGGCCAAAGGCAAAGGAGGCUUCAAUUUCAAUAUGCCUCACAUCAAUAUGCCGCACUUCAAAAAGCCACAUUUCGGAUUUGGUGGAAAGGGCAAGGGCAAACCUGGAGUAGAUGCUGAUGUUUCCCUUGGUGGAGGAGCAGACCUUCCAGAUGUUGAUGCUGAUGUUAAGAUCAAGGCUGAUGUUCCAGAUGUUGAUGUGCAUGCCUCACCAGAUGCUGAUAUCAGUAUUGGUGGAGGAAUAGGUGGAGGGGUCAGUGCUGAUGUUGAUCUCCCAAAAGGAGAUCUUGAGAUUGGUGGAAAAGUUGACACUCCGGAUGUAAAAGUCAAAGGAAAAGGUGGAUUAGGAAAGAGAUUCAGCUUUGGUAAGAAGGACAAGAAGAAGAAGGAUAGGUCAAAGAAGCAUGAUGAUGACAGUGAUUCUGAUGAUGGACACAAGAAGAAAGGCUUUGGUUUCAAGUUCCCUAGCUUCUCUGGAAAGAAGGGCCACUAUGAUAUUGAUGGUGGUGCAAAGGGUGAUCUUGAUGGGCAAGGUACUUUCUCAGGCAAGCUACCAAAGGCCGAGGUAAAGGUUGGAGCUGAUAUUGACACACCCAAAGGAAGUAUUGAUGUUAAAGGUGACCUCCCAUCUGUCGAUAUUGGUGGUGAUGUCAACGGUCCAAACGGAGAUGCUAGUCUCAACCUCGGUCUUGAUAGUGAUGUGAAGGGACCCAAAGGAGAUGUUGAUGCUGAUGCUGGAUUUGGAAUUAGUCUAUCAGGACCAAAGAUUUCGCUUGGAGUUGAUGGAGAUUCAGAGAGUUCUGAUUCUGGUAGCAGUGGUAAGGGAAGGAAGAAGAAGUUUCGUAAGAGGAAAUCAUCUGGGUCAUCAUCCGAUGACGAGAAGAAGGGCUUUAAGAUUGGUGGUGGCAUUGGUUUCAACGGACCAAGUUUGGAUGUUGAUGCCAAAGCAGAUCACUCUGACGAUGGAAGUGCAAAAUUGAAGUUGUCUGGACCAGACUUUGGAGUCAAGGGUGGCGUUGAUGCUGAUGCAAAGGCUGGUGGAGAUGCAUCUCUUGGUUUGCCUGGUAUCUCAGGUGGGAUCGGUGUGAAAGGCGAUGGCAGCAUCUCUAGUGAUGACAAAGAGAAAGAUAUCGACAUCGAGCUUGCCCUACCACAGUUGUCCAUUCCUCCUACCCCUGAUGCAAGUGAAAUGGAAGGACCUGAUCUUAAAGAUAAGAAAAAGAACCGGUUUUCCAUCGGAAAGUUUAUGGGUGGCAAGCCAAAGGGUAAAGUUGAUGUUGAUGCAGACGCUAAAGUUGACAUUGAUUUGGACAAAGACCAUAAAGGCAAGAAAAAGUUCCGAAUGCCAAGUUUCAAAUUUGGUAAGAAGAAGAAGGGUAGUUUAGACAUCACUACUCCAGAUACUGAUGUGGUGGUACCAGAGGUUGCUGGUGGUGUGGAAGCUGGCAUUGAAAUUGAUGGUUUCGGUGGAAGGCAGAGCCCAGACACCAGCCUACACAAAGACAUGAAAGUACCAUAUAUCGAUGCCAGUGCGGAGUCGUCUGGGUCAAACCUUGAUGUAAGUGGUGGAGCCAAGCUUGACAUUGGCUUGCCAUCUGCUUCUAUUGGAAUUGAUGUCGAGGAGCCAGUGAUUGCUGCAUCUGCUGGUGGUGAAUUGGAGAGUGCUGCCCCAGGUGUUGAUGUUGGAAUUGGAUUUUCUGCACCAGGCCUGAAGAAGCAAUUGACCACUGACUUGGAUGCUCCAUCCAGUGCUUCUGAUGGUGAGGGAAGACUCGGUCUAAAAGCUGGCAUCGACAUUGGUAAACCAAAGGUCGAUGUUGAAAAGCCAAAUGUCAAAGGUGGUUUGGGUAUAAAACUUCCUUCCUUCAAAAAGAAUAAGAAGAAGUCUGGUUCAGACACGAGCAGCGACUCAGAUGAUGGUGGUCAUGAUAAACUUAAUGCUGGACGCGGAAAGUUAGGAUUGAAGGGAGAAGUUGAUGUUGAUGCUGAUGUCAAGAAACCUAAACUUGGCAUGAAGAUGCCAUCUUUCAAACUUGGUACAAAGAAGGAUGAUAAAAGCAGCAGCAGCAGCGAUUCUGACGAUGACAAGAAGGGAGGCCUAGGAGGUUUCAGCUUGAAAGGAAACGUAGAAAUUCCAAGUGCGGAUGUCCAUGUCCCAGAGGUCGAUGCUGAUGUUUCUGUUGAAGGUCCAAGCAUUGGAGGUGGAGUUGAUGCUAGUAUCAAUGCUCCAGAAGGUGGAAUCCACAUUCCAUCUUUCAAGAAGAAGAAGUCUCUCUCAGGCAGCAGCAGCAGUAGCAGUGAUGAUGAUGACAAGAAGGGAGGCCUAGGAGGUUUUGGUUUGAAAGGAAAAGUUGAUGUCCCAAGUGCCGAUGUCCAUGUCCCAGAGGUCGAUGCUGAUGUUUCUGUUGAAGGUCCAAGCAUUGGAGGUGGAGUUGAUGCUAGUAUUGGUGCUCCAGAAGGUGGAAUCCACAUUCCAUCUUUCAAGAAGAAGAAGUCUCACUCUGGCAGCAGCAGCAGCAGCAGCAGUGAUGAUGAUGACAAGAAGGGAGGCCUAGGAGGUUUUGGUUUGAACGGAAAAGUUGAUGUCCCAAGUGCCGAUGUCCAUGUCCCUGAGGUUGAUGCUGAUGUUUCUGCUGAAGGUCCCAGCAUUGUGGGAGGUGUUGAUGCUAGUAUUGGUGCUCCAGAAGCUGAAAUCCGUAUUCCUUCUUUCAAGAAGAAGAAAUCUCACUCAGGCAGCAGCAGUGACUCUGAUGAUGACAAGAAGGGAGGCCUUGGAGGUUUUGGUUUGAAAGGAGAGGUUGAAAUCCCCACUGGUGAUGUUGAUGCGAGUGCAGAUGCUGAUAUCAAGGCUGAUGUAGAUGCUGGACUUGAAGCACCACAGGCUGAAGGAGGCUUGAGAUUACCAUCUUUUUCACUUGGUAAAAAGAAGAAAGACAAUUCAAGCAGCAGCAGCAGUGACUCCGACGAUGAUAAAAAGGGUGGCCUUAAAUUCGGCUUGAAAGGAAAGGUAGAAAUUCCAAGUGCUGAUGUCCAUGUCCCUGAGGUCAAUGCUGAUGUUUCUGCUGAAGGUCCCAGCAUUGUGGGAGGUGUUGAUGCUAGUGUCGGUGCUCCAGAAGCUGAAAUCCGUAUUCCUUCUUUCAAGAAGAAGAAAUCUCACUCAGGCAGCAGCAGUGACUCUGAUGAUGACAAGAAGGGAGGCCUUGGAGGUUUUGGUUUGAAAGGAGAGGUUGAAAUCCCCACUGGUGAUGUUGAUGCGAGUGCAGAUGCUGAUAUCAAGGCUGAUGUAGAUGCUGGACUUGAAGCACCACAGGCUGAAGGAGGCUUGAGAUUACCAUCUUUUUCACUUGGUAAAAAGAAGAAAGACAAUUCAAGCAGCAGCAGCAGUGACUCCGACGAUGAUAAAAAGGGUGGCCUUAAAUUCGGCUUGAAAGGAAAGGUAGAAAUUCCAAGUGCUGAUGUCCAUGUCCCUGAGGUCGAUGCUGAUGUUUCUGCUGAAGGUCCAAGUAUUGGAGGAGGCGUUGAUGCUAGUAUCGGUGCUCCAGAAGCUGAAAUCCGUAUUCCAUCUUUCAAGAAGAAGAAGUCUCACUCUGGUAGCAGCAGCAGCAGUAGUGACUCCGAUGACGACAAGAAGAAGGGAGGCCUUGGAGGUUUUGGUUUGAAAGGAAAAGUUGAUGUCCCAAGUGUUGAUAUUGAUGCUGGUAUUGGUGCUCCAGAUGCUGAAAUUCGGGUUCCAUCUUUCAAGAAGAAGAAGUCUCACUCGGGCAGCAGUAGCAGCAGUAGCAGUGAUGAUGAUGACAAGAAGGGAAGCCUAGGAGGUUUUGGUUUGAAAGGAAAAGUUGAUGUCCCAAGUGCUGAUAUUGACGCUGGUAUUGGUGCUCCAGAUGCUGAAAUUCGGGUUCCAUCCUUCAAGAAGAAGAAGUCUCACUCUGGCAGCAGCAGCAGCAGUAGCAGUGAUGAUGAUGACAAGAAGGGAGGCCUAGGAGGUUUUGGUUUGAAAGGAAAAGUUGAUGUCCCAAGUGCUGAUAUUGACGCUGGUAUUGGUGCUCCAGAUGCUGAAAUUCGGGUUCCAUCUUUCAAGAAGAAGAAGUCUCACUCUGGCAGCAGCAGCAGCAGUAGCAGUGAUGAUGAUGACAAGAAGGGAGGCCUAGGAGGUUUUGGUUUGAAAGGAAAAGUUGAUGUCCCUAGUGCUGAUAUUGACGCUGGUAUUGGUGCUCCAGAUGCUGAAAUUCGGGUUCCAUCCUUCAAGAAGAAGAAGUCUCACUCUGGCAGCAGCAGCAGCAGUAGCAGUGAUGAUGAUGACAAGAAGGGAGGCCUUGGAGGUUUUGGUUUGAAAGGAAAAGUUGAUGUCCCAAGUGCCGAUAUUGACGCUGGUAUUGGUGCUCCAGAUGCUGAAAUUCGGGUUCCAUCCUUCAAGAAGAAGAAGUCUCACUCUGGCAGCAGCAGCAGCAGCAGUAGCAGUGAUGAUGAUGACAAGAAGGGAAGCCUAGGAGGUUUUGGUUUGAAAGGAAAAGUUGAUGUCCCAAGUGCUGAUAUUGACGCUGGUAUUGGUGCUCCAGAUGCUGAAAUUCGGGUUCCAUCCUUCAAGAAGAAGAAGUCUCACUCGGGCAGCAGUAGCAGCAGUAGCAGUGAUGAUGAUGACAAGAAGGGAAGCCUAGGAGGUUUUGGUUUGAAAGGAAAAGUUGAUGUCCCAAGUGCUGAUAUUGACACUGGUAUUGGUGCUCCAGAUGCUGAAAUUCGGGUUCCAUCCUUCAAGAAGAAGAAGUCUCACUCGGGCAGCAGUAGCAGCAGUAGCAGUGAUGAUGAUGACAAGAAGGGAAGCCUAGGAGGUUUUGGUUUGAAAGGAAAAGUUGAUGUCCCAAGUGCUGAUAUUGACGCUGGUAUUGGUGCUCCAGAUGCUGAAAUUCGGGUUCCAUCCUUCAAGAAGAAGAAGUCUCACUCUGGCAGCAGCAGCAGCAGUAGCAGUGAUGAUGAUGACAAGAAGGGAGGCCUAGGAGGUUUUGGUUUGAAAGGAAAAGUUGAUGUCCCAAGUGCUGAUAUUGACGCUGGUAUUGGUGCUCCAGAUGCUGAAAUUCGGGUUCCAUCUUUCAAGAAGAAGAAGUCUCACUCUGGCAGCAGCAGCAGCAGUAGCAGUGAUGAUGAUGACAAGAAGGGAGGCCUAGGAGGUUUUGGUUUGAAAGGAAAAGUUGAUGUCCCAAGUGCUGAUAUUGACGCUGGUAUUGGUGCUCCAGAUGCUGAAAUUCGGGUUCCAUCCUUCAAGAAGAAGAAGUCUCACUCUGGCAGCAGCAGCAGCAGUAGCAGUGAUGAUGAUGACAAGAAGGGAGGCCUUGGAGGUUUUGGUUUGAAAGGAAAAGUUGAUGUCCCAAGUGCCGAUAUUGACGCUGGUAUUGGUGCUCCAGAUGCUGAAAUUCGGGUUCCAUCCUUCAAGAAGAAGAAGUCUCACUCUGGCAGCAGCAGCAGCAGCAGUAGCAGUGAUGAUGAUGACAAGAAGGGAAGCCUAGGAGGUUUUGGUUUGAAAGGAAAAGUUGAUGUCCCAAGUGCUGAUAUUGACGCUGGUAUUGGUGCUCCAGAUGCUGAAAUUCGGGUUCCAUCCUUCAAGAAGAAGAAGUCUCACUCGGGCAGCAGUAGCAGCAGUAGCAGUGAUGAUGAUGACAAGAAGGGAAGCCUAGGAGGUUUUGGUUUGAAAGGAAAAGUUGAUGUCCCAAGUGCUGAUAUUGACACUGGUAUUGGUGCUCCAGAUGCUGAAAUUCGGGUUCCAUCCUUCAAGAAGAAGAAGUCUCACUCGGGCAGCAGUAGCAGCAGUAGCAGUGAUGAUGAUGACAAGAAGGGAAGCCUAGGAGGUUUUGGUUUGAAAGGAAAAGUUGAUGUCCCAAGUGCUGAUAUUGACGCUGGUAUUGGUGCUCCAGAUGCUGAAAUUCGGGUUCCAUCCUUCAAGAAGAAGAAGUCUCACUCGGGCAGCAGCAGCAGCAGUAGUAGUGAUGAUGAUGACAAGAAGGGAAGCCUAGGAGGUUUUGGUUUGAAAGGAAAAGUUGAUGUCCCAAGUGCCGAAGUCCAUGUCCCUGAGGUCAAUGCUGAUGUUUCUGCUGAAGGUCCAAGUAUUGGAGGAGGUAUUGAUGCUAGUAUCGGUGCUCCAGAAGCUGAAAUCCGCAUUCCUUCUUUCAAGAAGAAGAAGUCUCACUCAGGCAGCAGCAGCAGUGAUGAUGAUAUCAAGGCCGAUGUAGAUGCUGGACUUGAAGCACCACAGGCUGAAGGAGGCUUGAGAUUACCAUCUUUUUCACUUGGUAAAAAGAAGAAAGACAAUUCAAGCAGCAGCAGCAGUGACUCCGACGAUGAUAAAAAGGGUGGCCUUAAAUUCGGCUUGAAAGGAAAGGCAGAAAUUCCAAGUGAAAUCCGUAUUCCUUCUUUCAAGAAGAAGAAAUCCCACUCAGGCAGCAGCAGCAGUAGUAGUAGUAGUGACUCUGACGAUGAUGAGAAAAAAGGCCUUGGUAAAUUUGGUCUGAAAGGAGAUGUUCCAAGCGCUGAACUUGAUGUUAAAGCUGAGUCGCCAAAGCCAACGAAGAAGAAACGUAAACUGCGGGGUGGUUUCUUAAUCAAGAGGAAAGACUCUGAUUCCGAUUCAAGUGACAGCAGUGACAGCAACAGUAGCAGCAGUGACAGCAGCGACUCUGAUGAUGACUCCAAGAAAAAACUUGCCAGGUUUGGAAUCAAAGCACCAAAGAUUCCUAAAAAAAAAAAAUCGAUAUCGCCUGAACUUGGCCUUGACUUGAAAUCACCUGACAGUGGGGUUGAGUUCAGUGCAGGAGUGACACCUGAUGUUGAGGAAGAAGUUGUUGUACCCGAACAUAGUUUAAAAAAGAGUUCUAAGAAACCAGCUGCGACACCACAGGAGAAGGAAGCACUUUUGAGUCAGCUUCCUGAUAUCUUAGCUGCUGGUGAAUCCCCAGACCUUUCACUACACCACUCUGAUCAAGAUGUCGCAGAUGAAGAAUCUAUCAUGCCAGAAUUUAAAGCUGAUGUUGAAUCCGGUAACCCCGCACUACUUGCCAUGCUUGGUGGUGAUUUGCCUGAAGGUCAGCUGUCUGCAGAUGUAUCAGUCGAUGUUCAGAGUGACCCUCAUCUUGAUGUCGAAGCGAGGGUUCCAGGUUUCCCGGAAAUAAACGAUAAAUUCCCAUCCUUCGAUUCAGCUACAACAACACAGUCGAUGGAAACGUCAUCCCAGCAGUCCUCGAUGAGCGAAAAGGUUGUGAUGAGUGGGAGCUUUCCUGAAGGAGCGAUGCCGAGUGGAUUCAGCUCAACGACAUCCAUAUCCAGUUCAACUUCAAUGAAAUCUGAAUCUAAAAAGUCAUUUACGCGCGUCAUGAGUGUGACAGAUGGUGAUGGAUCAGCAUCAACAACAACAUCUUCCUCUUUUUCGUCAUCUUCAUCCUCCAGACAGACGAUGUCAACGCAAAAAUCUUUUACGAUAUCUGGUGAAGGUUCGGCAUCCGAUUUUAGUGGAAUGAUCGAAGGAAGCAAGCCUGGCAUGGAGGUUUCUGGUGAUUUUGCGAUGGGUGUUCCUGGCGCUACAGUCAUGCGGUCGGUGUCUGAAGAAUCGUCGUCCUUACAAUCUCUGAAACAGCAGAGGUCUGUUACAACAUCCAGUGCUGAUGGUGAGCCUGCUAAAACGGUUACCAUGACGAAAGAGGCAGAAGCAAUGGAACAGUCAGCGCGGAUGGAGCAGACGGCCGAACUAGUCACUGAAGAAGGAAAACCUGGUACUGUGCUCAUGAGCAAGAAGGCAGAAGAAAGUUCAUCCGCACAGAGUGAGUCGACCAAAAUGGAAGUAAAAACUGAUGUUGCUGGAUCUGCAAACGGAGCGGGGCUUUCCAUAAAAGGGAACAACAAAAAGAGUAAUAAUAAAAAGAAGAAAGGAAAGUAACGACAUGUCGAAAAGACUGAACUUUAAUCAGAGCCAUGCAACUUCAUUGUAAAUAUCAUUAUUUUGCUGAGAGAUACCUCUGUACAAUAUGGUUGGCUCUGUGUGGAUACAUUCAUGUCUUCUGGCGUGGAAUAAUCAAAGGUCAGGAGUUUACUGUUCAGGUCUGUUUCAUCUCAGUUGACUGGUAGUUUCUGUACAUUGCUGUGCAUUUCUGUACAUGAAUGUACAGGGACAAACAAAAUCUUGACAUGAAAUUAAUGUGCCUGUUACAUCUGCCAGAAAGCAACUCAAUUGUUGUUACAUAAACGCUACAAAUAUCAAUAUCGUUUGCAAUGUAGUACUCAAUUUUAGGAAAUUUGUCAAUUUGGAAUCCAACGAUUUAUUUCAAGCUUGUCAAUAUCACCAUGUUUUUUUCUUUAAAAAUAUCCCGUACACGAGGCCACAAAAUGUGCACUUAAAUAAUAGAGUUACGCAUUCUUGCAUGUUCAAUUGAACCAUUGAAUCUUCUUGAAUUACUGAUGGGGGUCGUACUUCUUGAAGGGUCAUUGGGGUGGAUUUGUCAGAAGGUGGUUCUUUAAUGCGAUGGGGGUCGUAAUAAAAGCAUGUUCAUGAUUUGUGGCCGCAGGGCAUGUUAAAACUGGAAGUUUUUGUAAGUCAGGGAUCUGUCCCGAAUAAUAUGUAUGUAACUGAUAAUCUGAGUAAGACUAGAAUAGGGCUUCUAAGAUAUGUAAGGUGUCUUCUGCAAGGUGGUUAUUUUUACAUGUUAUGUUUUUUUUAUUGUAAAUACAAAUGGAAAGCACCUUGGAGAGAAAUAUUUUGGAAGCUUCUAAAAAUAUGUAACAUGGAAAGUUCCCUAGUUUAUUUUGUAUAUUACAAUAUUAUUGAUGUCAAAUGUUUGGAAUUGUUUGUCAUACUUAUGAUGAUUAAUUUCAUUCUAUGAUUAAGAGCAUACUGUCUGAAUUGCUAUUAGGUUAUAUGGGGCAUCCCUUGUGCUAGACUUUGUAUAAAAAGUGUGUGAAUGUAUUAUCUUAUGUCAAUUUUCUCUACUCUUCAUGGACAUCAAUACCAAUAUUGUCAAAAUAACUGAUCCUUAAACAUGCGUACCAUCCAAAAUUUAAGACCCGACAAAACAUUUUAAUUUUCUCAAUAAAAAGCCUGUUACCUUCAGGUUAAAAUUGUUUUACUACAAAAAUGAUUCAAAAAAAUUUACCAAAAUAGUUUAAGAUGUGCAUUCCAUUGAAAUAGUGUUAAUUAAUCUUUUAAAGGAGUCGUGUAUAUAUUUGAGACUUUUUAAUUCAAAUUCUUGCACAUGUUAUUUAAGUGGGCCUUUGUCCUUCUUCUAUUCUUCACCCUACCGUCAAACAUGCUUUUCAUUUUUCAACAUUUUGUAGAUAAUUCAAGGUGACUUAAGUUUUUAACUUUUCCAAAGAAUUCCAUUUUGGCUUGGGUGUUUAACUUACUUAAAACUGCCAUUAACCUCCUGUUUUCAUUUCUUUAUCAUAAAAAAUGAUUGUAAUGGUAAUCCCUGUGAGCUGACAUUGUCUAUGCCCAAAGAAAGUGUAUGGAAUCUUUUUUAGCAAUCUGUCAGCCUAUUUAUCAAUUUUGCUCUUCAAAUGUCUUUUUCAAUAUUUGACAUAAUUCAGUCAAUAAUGUUAGUUUGAAUGGAAAUGUUUUCUAUUAAAUGAUAUAUUUUUGCAGUUCUUUAACAUUUUGUAAAAUCCACUUGGCUCUUGUUUUACAGCAGCCUCGGGCAUUUCACUACCGAGUUCUUUCAUAGUAUUACAGGUACUGCACAUAACUAGUAAUUUGUUGGCGGGUACAAAAUGGAAAAAAAUGCCAUACACUUUUUUUAGGCCUGUAAUGUACUUAUCUACCCUGUUCAUCAUUGUAUGAUUUUAGAAGAGAGUAGUGCAAAACUUUUUAUGCAGACGUCAAUUCUACUGACAUUUGCUGUUGCCAACCUUUUUUGCACUGGGCAGAAUGUAAAAUGUUAUGCAAACUUAAUGUUAAUGGGUUUUUUUCUGAUACCAGGCCAUUGUGGACUUGGCAAAAAAUGUUCAAGGCUAAUUUUUCUCAGUUUUGGCAAGCUUGGCAUUUUUUACAGCAUUUGAAUAUAACAUCUGAUAUGCUGCUGGCUUUGUGAUAUACUCUAUUCUAUAUUGUUGUUAUUUGUGAAUAUUGAGCUCAAAAUCAGAUUUUUACGAGAAUUAUGUGAUUUCUUCUAAUAUUGAACUUAACUUCAGAUGGAUUGACAGGGUAUGGUGCACACUGGUUUCUAUAAUUUUCUGGAAAAUUUCUUAAACAUUUCUUCGAUGAAUUAUCUUUUGUAUUGUCACAAACUUGCCUAUAAGAUGCUCAACUCAUUAUUAACCCCUUUGCAUUCAGCAUCGACAAAAUGUAUUUCAAACUUUGGUAAUUAUGAUAUAGAGAUGUGAUACAAGUAACUUUAUUUGUUUCGUUGACUGGGCCUUUAACUGUUGUGCCUGUUUUAUGAGUUACCCGUUGGUUAAGUUUCUGAUUUUCAAUUCGGAUGAUCUGAUUGCAAAGGGGUUAAAAAGGUUUCCAAUUAUCAAUUGACAGUAUUAUCUCAUCAUUAAUGUUGGUAAUAUUUUGUAAUACUUAGUCUAGAUGUAUAUAUUUUGUAUGGGAGAUUGGCCAAGGGCAAUACAGGGCACUCAUGCUUUUCAAAUAAUACCAAUUAAGGCAUCUAUAUAUUAACACAUGUUCUAAUUGUCAUACGUCAUCAUGAGAAUAAAAAUAUGCAAUAUAAAAUAUAA